AUGGGCUCUCUUGCGCCGGUGGCUCCUCGCAUCCCGCCGCCCGGCGUUUAUGUCCCUAUGCUCGCAUUCUUCACCCCUGACACCACAAAGAUCGACGUCACCACCACUCAGAGACAUGCCAUCCGGUUGGCCAACGCCGGUGUCGCAGGACUAGUUGUCCACGGCUCCAACGGUGAGGCCGCCCACCUGACUCACCCCGAGCGCACCACGAUCAUCAAGGCCGUGGUGGAAGCCGUGCAGAAGGAAUGCGACCGGCCCCUGCCCGUCAUCGCAGGUUGCGGCGCCCAGAGCGUGCUCGAGACCGUCGAGCUCUGCCGCGCCGCAGCCCAAGCCGGCGCAACACAGGCCUUGGUCCUGCCGCCGGGCUACUACGCCGGGCUCCUCGGACCGGAGAGCCACAUCCAGUUCUUCCACGAGGUGGCGGACGCGAGUCCCAUCCCUAUUCUCAUAUAUAACUUCCCUGCCGCUGCCAAUGGUGUGGAUCUCAACAGUGACACGCUCCUGACCAUUGCCAAGCACCCCAACGUCGUCGGUGUGAAGCUGACGUGCGGCAACACGGGCAAGCUCGCCCGCGUGGUGGCCGAGACGGCAAAGUUCAGACAGGACGACUUCCGCGUCUUUGGCGGCUCGGCGGACUUCAUCCUGCAGGGCGCGGUGGUUGGCGCCGACGGCACCAUCUCCGGCCUAGCGAACCUGUCGCCCGUUGCGUGCUGCAGGAUCAUCGAGCUCUUUGAGGCGGGCAAGCUAGCAGAGGCGAGAGCACUGCAAGCGGAAGUGGCUGCCGCGGACUGGCUGAUGAUCAGGUACGGAUUCCCUGGUGUCAAGGCGGCUAUGCCAAUGUUCUACGGCAAGGGAGAGGAGACAGCCUGCACGAUGAGGAAGCCAACGAGGCCAGUGUCUGAGAAGGCGAUGCAAGAGAUUCGGGCUGGAGUGGAGGCCGUGAUUGCGAUCGAGUCGAGAUUCCUGAAGGAGAGGAAGUAA
Messenger RNA from Phaeoacremonium minimum UCRPA7, 981 nucleotides. RefSeq names its product putative dihydrodipicolinate synthase protein. The coding region runs from base 1 to 981 and encodes 326 amino acids. Gene Ontology annotation, molecular function: 4-hydroxy-tetrahydrodipicolinate synthase activity. The record is from RefSeq and is a predicted model, not a curated record. Lineage: Eukaryota; Fungi; Ascomycota; Sordariomycetes; Togniniales; Togniniaceae. The transcript has a single exon.